Molecule: messenger RNA, 7741 nt
Organism: Porites lobata
Lineage: Eukaryota; Metazoa; Cnidaria; Anthozoa; Scleractinia; Poritidae
Source: the annotation of a GenBank genome assembly
AUGUGUACCUCUGGCUGUGUACCAUCUACAGACAAAUAUCUCAUGAACUUACUAGGAAAAGAAACUCCAGUAGUAAAAGCAUAUCCAAUAAAAAUUCAGCCAAACACAAUUCCAGCUGAAGUGGAUACAACACUUCUUACUGAAAAGCCUACAAAUGUAGUGAAAUAUAAUUUAGACAAAGUUAACCUAAAAGCAAUGCUGGUCAGCGCCGUUUUCCCAGCAAUGCUGGGGUGGCCCAAUUCCUUUUGCAGGGGCACCUCUUGACUUGUAUAUGCAGAUGCUUGCUUUCAAUUCAAAGACAAGAAAAAAAAGUAAGAAAAACCAAGUAAAUCCAAGCAGUUUGAGGCCGCAAGCAAUGUAAUCCCUUGAAGGACAAUCAGAAUUUUCUCGCCCCAAUACAUCGAGUUAAAGUGAACUCAGUUAACAAAGUUUCCAAGUCGAAAGAAACAUGCUCCUGUUCCUGUUAGACCCAUUACAAUAAAUGUAAGGGACCAAGAAACAAAAACCAAUUAUCUGACGAAGACAGAGAAGCUUUAUUUGCCAAGCUGCCUUUUCUUUGGGUUUCCACUCCCAAGAAUGACGCCUCACUGGUAGUGUAACUAAACCCAAGUUCAAGCCAAGUUCCACUGACCACCCAAUGUUCAACCGCAUUAUACACUCCUUAUCAAGCCCAAAUAACUGGGUAGCAAUGACUAAUCCACCCACCAUCUUGAUUCUUUGACUUGUCAAAAGACAGCAUCAAAUUUAUGAUUUUGACAUAAAACCUUGUCAUCUGAUACGCAAGACCCUAUUUGAUUGGCAAAAAAGAUGGCUGCAGAGAACAAGACAGUUUUUUUCAAGUUGGAUGCGAUGUUCCAUAAGAACGGGUAAAUGAAUUUCAUUUUUAAAAGAAAGUUGUUUUUCCUGUGAUUUUCAUUGAUUUGGUUUGGUUAACAAAAUAUUUGUUUGACGAUUAGUUUUCAGGGAAGUCCUGCGGGUCUUAUGAGACUGGUUCGCAGCUUUAACAAAAAGAAUCAAGAGAGCAACGAAGAAGCAAGGAGGAGGUUUUUUCGACGUAUUUUUGGCAUUUUAUGGGAAACUUUCAAUUUUAAUUUGAUUUUUCUUUCAGAUUUGAUGAAAAAAUAUCAUAGUUUUCAGUUUUCAGGUUACAUAUUAAUGCUUAUGCGGGCUUAUCACCACACCACAUACCAUGUAUUUUUUCUGGGGAUGUUGAAUUCACUCUGUUAACCAACUUCCGCCACAAGGAUAUCAGGAAUGAGUAAUCAUAUUCUAACCCUUCUGCUAAAAGUGUAUAAGAACUUCCUCUACGACUGUAAAGGUAUUUAUGACCAAAAGAUAACUUUUAACUGAUGCAAUAGAAGGGUUUCCUAGAAAAAGGGUGCUUGUGUUUGUUUACUUGGAAAAAAGUCACAAGCUCUCAUUUUCUAUUAAGAAAAUUCGUAAAAAAUUGCAUUACUUCUGAUUGCCUCCAAAUUUGGCCCACCAGAAGUUAAUAAUUGUGUGGCAGUUUCAGCCCCACAGUCGGUUAUUAGCUUCAUGCAAUGAUCUUUUAAGAACUGAGAAAAAUGGAAGUCGAUGCGGCAAGGAUUUGCUGCAGCUUUUGCAAAGAAUGAAAGAUUGCAUCAACAAAUUUCGACCAAAUACAAGUCAAGCAAAUUAUUUUGAAGGAUUCUGGAGGAUAACAAGCGAAAUAAAUGCGAAAAUUGUAGUAGGAAAACAGUAAGAAUCUUUGUGUGCAAUACGCCAAGCCAGCUAUGUAUGCCAGGCAAAUUCUUCACACACAAUGAAUUCCCGGUCGGUUGGCUUUUUGCCUUCAAGGCCUUGCUUAUUUUGAUGAAUACCAUCAACAAAUUCAAGUUUGCUUGUUUUUAAUUUGAUAUUUCAAUGAAAAACUAAACAAUAUAGCGUCUUUUGGAAGUAAAUAGUAAAUCAUGUCGUGUCACUGAACAGUGUUCCAUAUUUUGGAAGUUCUUUACCUUAUUAAUUGCAUGUUCCAUGUGAAUUCGAGGGAAGGCAACAUGUUGUGUUUGCACAACUUCCUCUGGUACCAACUCUUCUAAUGCAAAAAUGAUUGCAUGUCUUCUGAGUAUAGAAAUGAAUUUAGCAGUAACUUGAUCAAGUCACUUCUGUACAUCACAUAUACUUUUUCACAACCAGUACAUCAUGGAGGAGGAGAACGUCCCAGAAAACUUGCCCAUUGUCAAACAAGGACGUGCCUGUGACAUCUACCACAUGACAUAGUUAGAGAUACUUUCGAAUAUUUUGAAAUUAAUAAACAGAUUACCACUGACAAGGGAGACUUGGUUCUUUCAGAGUCAUCUGACCAUGAACGAGGAGGAAAUUACAGCUAAGAUACCAAGAGUUAAAUCAUUGACCAUAAUUACUUCUUCCUAGACUCUGAACUAUCCCAAUAGUUACUUCAUAAGUGUAGAGGUCUCUUGCUUUACAAGAGUCACUUGCCAUCAUAAAAAAAGCCUGAGGCAAUUGACAUCAAGAAGGAAAUGGGGCAUUAGCUGUCCAAGUAGGACAUAGCCACCGUCCAAUAUGACUCACUUCUCCUAUUACUGGAUGAAGUUGGCCUUUAAGGGCAAAGAAUCAUUGUGUCGGAGGCAAUGCUUCCUAUCAAUCUCAUAAAAGUCUGAGCGGUAUGCAAGAUGCAUUUUUUAUGGUUCACAAGUAUUACAUUCAAGCAAACCCCUUCUUCAGAAAACAAACUGGCCAUAAAAGUGAAGAAGACUAAACUCAUGCUUACCGGGAGUAAGACCAUGCUUUUGUUAUUUGAUGAUAUUGACUUACAAAUGAAUGGUACACAAGUUGAACAUGUGCAAUCAUGUAAAUAUCUUGCAGUAAUAAUGGAUGAAAAAUGGAGUUAGAAGCCAUAUAUUAGUAACUUGUUAAAGAAGCUAGGUCAUCACCUGUCUGUGUUUAACAGAAUCUUUUAUAAGCUUGAUAAUAAGACUUGUAUUGCGUAUUUUAAUGGCUUAGUUUUACCCCAUUUAGACUAUGGUGACAUUGUAUGGGGAGAUCAGCCUAGUUUGAAAUCUGAAAUGGAUCAUUUACAAGCAUUUCAGAAUAAAAGAAUUCUGGAUAAUAAGAUCUCAUCAUCCAAAUUAAAGCACUCAAUUCCCUACAAUGGAUCCCUCUGGCUGAACAACGUUUUGCUCACCAAUUAAUGGUCAGCAGUUCAAGAUGCAAUUAAAGGGGAAAUACCAGAGCACCUAGAGACUUUUAAAAUAACCUUAAGAGACUUGCGUGGACAUAACACAAGAAACAGUUACUUACCUAGAAUUCCAAACCCAAAAACAGAAUGUGGAAAAAGGACAACUCACUACAGGUACAUUAGUGACUGGUCAACUCUUCCGAAUUUUUUAAGGAAACCUAUUCAAUAGGUUUCCUUGCAAAAUCUUACAAAAAGUACUUACAAAAUUUUUAAACAUGACCUAAAAAAGUUUUUAAGAGCCAAAUAUUGUAGUUUGUAAAUUUUCAUUUUCUCCUUUUAGUCGUUCGCCUUUGUUUUUUCAAUAGUUAAAUCUUUCAGUCUGAUUGCAUUUUUAUUACUUUUUUGCCUUCUUUAGUCAUCUAGCCUUUUUAGCCUUUCAACUUUAUAACCACUAGUUUUUUAGAUUUGAUUGUUAUUAUUAGUUUUAAUAUUAUUUAAUAUUAGUCAGAGGACCUCCCUGAAAACCACUUUGUGUGAUGGGAGUUUCCUCUAUAAAGAUUAUUUUCUUCUUAUUAUUAUUAUUAUUGUUAUAUCUCUUUGGUGAAACAAAGUUUACUCGUGUUGACCAAUUUGGCAAAUCAUGAAAAUCUUAAUGUUUUCGUUUAUAUAUUGAAAUGAACUCAAACAAGAACUGCAUAUGUCAAAGAUAAUAAAAACUGUUGGUGAGCCUCGACAGAUCCUGAGAACGUGUGACAAGUGUUCAUUGGGUAUUCUUUUUACUAUCAUUUGAUGCAAAUUUAUAAUUCGUCAUUUUUCUUUCUUAUGAACUCUGUAAAGCGCUACAGUCGAACCUUCGGUAAGCGACCACCCAAAAUGCAAAGGCUUGGUGGUCGCUUAUGGGCGGUGGUCACUCACAAGAGUUGGACCGCAAAAUCAUUAGCUAUUCUAUGUGAUAGCUCAUUUAAUGGAAGUAAACUUUAUUGGAUAACGUGUGUUAUAAAUUUGUGGUUAAAAAAUGUUACUUGUGUACAUGACAUCUUGUACAGAAAUGUCCCUAAGAUGUCUCAUGAACAAAAACUUAACUUCUUAAACUGAAACCUAGAAAUCUGAGUCUUUUUCUCAAGGGUAAUGGUUAACAUUGUAGUCAUAGAUUGAACUAAUAAACACACUAACAGAAAGAAUAAAUUCCUUUUUGUCAAGUUUUAUGAUGAAUUUCUCUGAUUAGUAAGACCAUGUGUCAAGUGGUGCUUACCGGAGAUUGAAAACAAUAGAAAAUUCUAAAUCUGUCAGCUGAAAUAGUGGUCGUGGUUGUUUACAGGAGGUGGUCGUUUACAAGAGGUUCCAGUAUAAGGCUUUGACUGAGAACAUUAAUUUUUCGGUGUUUUGGGAAGGUGGUCGCUUAUAGGAAGUGGUUGCCUAGGGGAGGUGGUCACACGUCUAGGUUUAACUGUUUUGAGUUUUUGGAAACAGCGCUAUAUAAAUAAUGUCUAUUAUAAUUCUUCUUAUUAUUAUCAUUAUUAUUAUUAUUAUUAUUAUUAUUAUUAUUAUAAGUAAUGAGUCAUCUGUCACCCCCCUGUCAGCACCUUCUGCACAAUCUGCCAGAACCGACCUUGACAAGCAUCACCACUUACCUAUUUGUUUUCAGCCUCCUUCUUCAUCAAGAUGGCAGUGGUAAGACAAGGAUGAUGAUACGAAAGAGUGGCCAAUGUUUGGUUGUCUCUGUAAAAAGACAAAUGGACAAGAUAGUUUGUUCGUCUUUCAAAGACUUGUUCAGGACAAGUUUUUGCAAUAAGUGACAAAAUCAACCUCAGCUUUACUAGCCUCCACUAAAAAAAGGUUUUAACAAGGAUGUCAGUGCAAGCCACUUGUACAAGAGGCUCGUUGAAGUGUUCCUCUGCCAGUCAAAGUCAGAAGUUUUGAAACACUGAGGACACUGGAACUGAGUUUGAAGUCCCACUUACACUACAGAAAAAACUGGGUCCGGAUUGAUCAAAAAGUGGUCAGGACCAAUUUUUUUUAACCGUUUACACGGGUAACAAUCAGGUUAGGCUUAUGAUUGAAAAGCACAAUAGUACACAUGCGCAAAACCACCGUAAAGCAUGGCAGGCUCAAAUGAAGAAGAUUGUACGGAACAAAGAUGCGUUUACACAGUGCUUUCAAACAGCAAAAGGGGUCCGGACUCAUUUUUUUUUCGGUUUUGGGGCCAUAGGCGGAUAUGAUUUUCCUAUUUGAAUGCUAUUUUAUGACUAUAAGGGUUGACUAAAAUCUCUUUCCAAAAGCUAAGUAAAUUAUAUGUAUAGGCUACGUGGUAACUAUGUCUUUUCUCCAUUUAUUCCACAUUUAAAAUCUGCAUAGCUUCUAUAUAGCAAGUUCCAUUUAAGGUUUAACAGAAGACCUGUGAAAUCAAUGCUGCUAGUCAAAACGUUUUUGGACUAGCUGAAAGGACGUCUGGGCUAUUAAUGCUAGCUUCAGCUUGCCGGAAUGGCCAGCUGUAAAAAUGAUUUUCUUUACACCCUGUAACUACCAAAAACAUAGCAUUUCUGAUGUAAAACAUAGUCCUGCCAUGGAAAAAACAUAGGAACUGGUAAAGGCAAUGUAUAAAUCAUUAACAUGAUUAGAACUUAGUCCUCUUUUAUGCCAUAUGUAUAAGAUCAAUCCUAGUUUAAUCAGCGCCUGUUUUCUUUUAUGCUCUGCCCAAGUAUUUAUAGUGUGAGCGGGUGCGGGUCCAAAAAAGGGCAUUAUCGAUCAUUUGCCCCAAUCUGUCUUAUGACGGGGCACUUAAUGAAGCUGGUAUUCCAACCAUUAUUUCAUAUUACGAGGACAUAUGUGACAAGGUUUUUACCAAUACCCUCAGCAACAAGGAUAACAAACUUAACAAGCUAUUAACUGAAGCCAAUAAGGCUCCAUAUUUACUAAGAAAUCACCGACACUUUGCACUUCCAAAGUGGAAGACGGACCGUUUUAAGAACACUUUCAUUUUGUCAUCGUGCCACCUGUUUCGGUGUGAAAUCAGUCUGCCAGUAGACUGGAACGGGUAGCGCAUGUGUAACAUUUGUGAUUUUGAAUCACACGUGUAUUUUGUCAACAUGACGUGUACCCUCAAAUAACGAGAUAUGAAAUGACCCAGUCAUUAUGUAAACGCGAUACAAAAUCAAAAAGUCAUAUCCUGGUAUGAAACUCGUGCUGGUGCACGUUUUCUCACCUAAACACCCCCUAAAAUUUUCCAAUUGUGACUAACCAGUACUCUCAGUGGUAGAUAUCUGCAUGCACAGCAGUGGUCAAGCAUGCUUGACAGUUAUAAAAAUAUAUAUAUAUUCCCGACUUAAAAUCAGCCUUGCUUCUUUUGUUUAAUAUUUUCACUUAUUGCUGAUUAGAUCCUUCAUUACGAUCGGUCCUUCUUUUUUUUUGUAAGCUGGUUCUUGCUUUAAAAAUUGAAUUUGAAAAGUAUCGCCGCUCGGCGUUUAGGCAUUGACCUCUCAGAGAAAGAAAACAUAGGAAAACAUUCUUGUUGACUACUCAUAGACUGUGACAAUUAAGAAAAAAAGCAGCGGCAGCUUUGAAUGAUUUUCAAAUGAAGGUCGGAAAUCUAAUUGAGCUUAUAUUAAAAAAGAACCGGUCAGUGUAAAACACAGACUGCGGACUGCAGACUGCAGACUGCGGACCAGGGGUAAACUGCAGACUGAGUGUAAAAUGCAGACUGCAGACUGAGAGUAAAAAACGCAGGCUGGGUGCAAAAUGCAAAAUAAAGACUGUAGACGUUUUUAAACAUUUGUGCUCCUUCUUCUCCAAAUCGGUGAAAAGGUUAGCGGUAUCAGUUACACACAUCGCUUCCUAGUCGAAGUGCAUUGCACAUUCGCCUGAAGUUUCAAUGAACAUCCUUAAGUCUGUGUACCUUGAUUUGCAAUACUUUCAUAGAAGGUCAUCCAAAUUUCCUGCAGAACAUCUUUCUUUGUUGUUGGAAUGAUUUAAUUACUCCCUUUUUCAUCGCCAUAAUUCUUCCUGUACAGUAUUUUGGGUCAGCAGCUUUCAUUUAAGCGUAAACAUCGUGGUGUUGCACCAAUUCACGGUCCCUGGUCAAGUAUAUCGAAAACUUCACGUCUAAAGUUGAAGCGUGAGGUCUCUCGGACAGAAAAAAAGGUUCAAGAUUGCGAUUAUGUUUUUGGGUCGUCAACGACGUUCUAGAGAGGAAAGUCCUAAAUGGAUUUGUGAAAGCAGAUGUUGUCAAGUAGUGUUCGUUUACAUGUAUUUUCAAUUCAAGUUACCGGUAACUCGAAAAACUUUGAAUCGACAGAAAGGCUAGGUCAACACGUAAGUUAUAACGAUAAAACUUUCUCAGUAUUAGUUAAUAUACAGUACAGUAGCCCAUGAAAUGCUGCGAAAUGUGAGACAGACGUAAGAUAAAGAUUUAUAAGCUUAUGCUACUCCUGUCGACGGAGGAGCAGUUGUCCGUGUUACUGUUUGGCGUCUACUAAAAUUACACAAACUGCUAACGAAUCAGUCCAAAAACAUGUUUUCUAAUUGACUUACACAGAGACAAAGUUUUUUUUAAAGUGCCAAGAACUAAAGCAUCAGUGCAAAUGA